Molecule: messenger RNA, 1661 nt
Organism: Sinocyclocheilus anshuiensis
Lineage: Eukaryota; Metazoa; Chordata; Actinopteri; Cypriniformes; Cyprinidae
Product: axin-1-like
Exons: 7
Coding region: 83-1393 (436 amino acids)
Biological process (GO): positive regulation of protein kinase activity; cell development; positive regulation of proteasomal ubiquitin-dependent protein catabolic process
Cellular component (GO): beta-catenin destruction complex; nucleus; plasma membrane
Molecular function (GO): beta-catenin binding; ubiquitin protein ligase binding; protein kinase binding
Source: RefSeq, a predicted model, not a curated record
UGUUCUCACUAACAGCUCGAGACUCACAGCAGCUGCGCGCGACUCAAACUCCCGUCAGCCUUCAGGAGCCUCAGAUGACAUCAUGAGUUGCCGUGGUGAUGUGGGCGGGGUCUUCAGCGAGGACGCGCCUCGUCCACCAGUGCCGGGUGAGGAGGGCAGUGAGGGCGGGGUCUACAGCAAUAAGACUGCAUCUCAUUGGUCGGAGGCUCCAGUGGCUGCAGUGCGCCGCUCUGAUGCAAAUCUGGGGUUCGAGCCCGAGGGCAGCGUGUCACCGGACGGGCCGUACGAGCCCUGGGCCGAGACGCUGCUCACGCUGCUGGAAGACCGUGACGGCACGGCUCUGUUCCUGCGCUUCCUGCGGACGCUGGGCUGCGCAGCACUGCUGGAGUUCUGGUUCGCCUGCAGUGGAUUUCAGAAGGUUCCCGAGGAUGCGAUGGAGCGGCGGCUCAAACUGGCCAAAGCCAUGUACCGCUGCUAUCUGUGUGACGGAGUCGUGUCCCGCAGGAUCACAGCCGAGACCAGGUGCGGCAUACGGGACGGCAUUCAGCAGCUGCGGCUAGACUCCGCCCUGUUUGUGCAGGCGCAUGCGCAGGUGCAGGCGGUGUUACAGGACAGUCUGUUCCCGCUGUUCCUCCGGUCAGAAGUGUAUCUGAAACACACUCAGACUGCUGACCCGUCACCAGAAACACGGUUUUCAGGAUACCAGACCACGGCCUCUCAGGGGGAGGAGUCUGAGAAAGAGACCCUCCCUCCUCACAACACAGCCAAUCAGAAGCGUCCAGGCAAUAAGGAGUGCAGGCAGCGGCGUCACGCAUGUCAUCGACACCACCGAACACGAGAGAGAGACACGAGACACACACACCUGCCACACACACCGGGGAAGAUGACGCCACACACCUUUGCAGCUGAACUGAUGAGACGAUUGCAGGAGCUGCAGACACAAACACAAACUCAAAGCCCUCCAGCGCUGAGACACACAGAAGAAGAAACAGACACUAGUGCCACUACUGCAUUUGCAUCGUGCCAUUCGCUUAAGAUGCUGGACAGUGAUUGUGAUACGCAGCGUGAAAUCAGCACACGGCCAGACACACGUGACGUUACCGUGAAGAGCAUCGUGACGAGUCCUGCACACACACACCAGUGUGUGACGGUGGUGUAUUGUUAUGAUGGAGACGUGAUCCCGUACCGGUCGUGUGUUCAGGGUGUCUCCGUGGUGACUCUCGGUCUCUUCAGGUCUCUGCUGACGCGCAGGGGGCCGUUCAGGUUCUUCUUCAAGAGAGCGAGCGCUGAGUUCGCCUGCGGAGCGGUUUACGAGGAGAUACGAGAGGACGAGGCCGUCCUGCCCACGUUUGACCAGAAAAUCAUCGCCAGAGUGGAGAGAAUAACCCAGUGAACCAACACUUUAUAACAACGAUUGCAAACAUCUGAACUCAAGCAUUGUUCUGAACAAAGUCUGUCUGUUUUAUUUAAAUAUGAGGUUGAGUUUAGUGAAGAUUUUACAGUGUGCUGCUUUUGAAUAAACAGUCAUUCAUUUGUGAGCUUUGAUGAUAGUUUCUUCACAAUAUCACCCCACAGUCAUAUCACAGUAUUAUCCACAACUGUUUCAUAAAUAAAGAGAAAGAAACCCUUUGAAACACACUUAUUAUGAUAUUUGAGCCCAA